AUGGGCAAGAAGGGCAAGAAAGAGAAGGGCCGCGGGGCGGAGAAGACGGCCGCCAAGAUGGAGAAGAAGAUGUCCAAGCGCUCGCGGAAGGAGGAGGAGGACCUCGAAGCCCUCAUAGCCCACUUCCAGGCUCUCGAUGCCAGAAAGACUCGAAUCGUGGAGACACCCUGCUCCCCACCUUCUCCAAGGUUAAAUGCCUCACUCUCUGCUCAUCCUGAGAAAGAAGAAUUAAUCCUUUUCGGAGGUGAAUAUUUCAAUGGCCAAAAAACCUCUUUAUAUAAUGAACUGUACACCUACAGCAUCAGGAAGGACGCCUGGACUAAAGUCGAAAUCCCCAACCCACCUCCGAGGCGUUGUGCUCACCAGGCUGUGGUGGUGCCCCAGGGCGGCGGACAGCUGUGGAUCUUUGGCGGGGAGUUUGCCUCUCCCGAUGGAGAGCAGUUCUACCACUACAGGGACCUCUGGGUCCUGCAUUUGGCCACCAAGACGUGGGAGCAAGUCAGAUCGCCAGGCGGUCCUUCAGGACGGAGUGGACAUCGGAUGGUGGCCUGGAAGAGACAGUUAAUCCUUUUUGGUGGCUUCCAUGAGAGUACAAGAGAUUACAUCUAUUACAAUGACCUGUAUGCCUUCAACCUGGACACUUUCACGUGGAGCAGGCUGUCCCCGUCUGGGACUGGGCCCACACCCAGGUCAGGCUGCCUGAUGACCGUCACCGCCCAGGGCAGCAUCAUCAUCUACGGGGGCUACUCGAAGCAGAGAGUCAGGAAAGACGUGGACAGAGGUACCCAGCACUCCGACAUGUUCCUUUUUAAAGCUCAGAAGUCAGGAGGUGGCAGAUGGGCCUGGACUCGGGUCAAGCCUUCCGGAGCCAAGCCCACCCCAAGGUCCGGCUUCUCGGUGGCUGUGGCCCCGAACCAUCAGACGCUGCUGUUUGGGGGGGUGUGUGACGACGAGGAGGAGGAGGGCCUGGAGGGCCACUUCCUCAGCGACCUGCACUUCUACGACCCCGUCAGGAGCCGCUGGCUCGCGGGGCAGCUGAAGCAGGGACCGGGUCGCCUCUGCCCCUGCUGCUGGCACCAGCCUGAGAGACGCGGCACAGUGGCUGCUCUCCCGGGAAUGACGUCCCUGGGUCUUCAUCAACAGGGGCCCAAGGUGAAGAGGAGGCGCAGGCGGGGCAAAAAAGGGGAGCCCGGGGGCGCCAGCAAGGAGGAACUGAAGGGGGCCGGGGCCCAGGAGCCCCUGCAGGUGGUCAGAGAGCUGGUGGCAGAGGACGGGACCAUGGUCACCAUCCAGCAGGGGCUCGCUGCCCUGGGCCCGCUGGGACAGCCCGAGUCCGACGACAGCGACGAUGGCCCCAACGAGGCGGGGGUCCCUGCGGUGGAGCCCAGCCCCCGCUCCAGCGCCAUGCUGGCCGUGAAGCAUGGGCGCCUCUACCUCUAUGGGGGCAUGUUUGAGGCUGGCGACCGGCAGGUCACCCUCAGCGACUUGUACUGCCUCGACCUUCACAAGAUGGAGGAGUGGACGGUCUUGGUGGAGAUGGAUCCAGAAUCUCAGGAGUGGCUGGAGGAGACGGACUCGGAGGAGGACAGCGACGAGGUCAAGGGCGCCGAGGGCGGCGGGGAGAGUGACGAGGACGAGGACAGCGGCGAGGAGGCCAGGGAGCAACGUCCCUCGGCGGCGCCCGGUGAGCCAUUCGCAGACUCCCUGCCCAGGACCGAGCAGUAG
Lipotes vexillifer (Yangtze River dolphin) is the source of this 1725-nucleotide messenger RNA. It is a transcript of the gene KLHDC4, whose product is annotated as kelch domain containing 4. The transcript has 14 exons. Lineage: Eukaryota; Metazoa; Chordata; Mammalia; Artiodactyla; Lipotidae. Gene Ontology annotation, molecular function: protein binding. The record is from RefSeq and is a predicted model, not a curated record. Bases 1 to 1725 code for a protein of 574 amino acids.